GAUGGCGGCCGUCCAUCAUUCUACUUUGUCGAAAGAAAUUCGUGAAAAACUAAGUUUGUGGGAUGGUAAAGAAAACUGCCUUGCUCCUCUUACUGAAGCUCAGAAAAAUAGUGUAGCAGAGCUUACGGCUGUGUCAUCAAAUAGGGCGAUUCCUUCGGAGCUCCCAGUUGACGAUUACACUAAUAUUCCAACCAAACGUAUACUGAGUGACAGCAGUAAACAAGUACAGUUAGAUAUAGCACAUCUUGAUCUUGGACAAGAAAAGAUCGAAAAUGCACAGCAGUUCUUCACAUGGUUUGCACAAGUAGAAACUCAAAUGGAAGAAGAACAAGAGUCUUCCUAUCGCUCAUAUUCCAAUCAACUUAAAGCAUAUCGAGAUCACUGUGAUACUAUCCUCAGUGAAGUGGAAGUUGCACUCUCUCAUCUCAAAGAGCUUCAGCUAAAACAUGUUCUGGUUUCAACUAAAACUGGUGCAUUGCAUGAAGCUUGUGAACAACUGCUUCAUGAUCAGACCAAACUUGUUAAUAUGGCUGAAAGUAUUAGCAAUAAAUUGUCAUAUUUCAACACUCUUGAGCAUCUCCAACAUAAAUUAAACUCACCAACACUGUCAGUGAAUAGUGAAUCCUUCAUCCCUCUCUUAACUCAACUUGACGAAUGCAUCUCAUAUAUCUCAAGUAAUCCUCAUUUCAAGGAGUCUCCUGUCUACCUAACAAAAUUCAAGCAAUGCCUAAACCAGUCUCUACAUCUCAUUAAGUCUCAUGUCAUUACACUCUUAAAGAAUGCUACCACCCAAGUAUUGAAUAAUAAGGAUGCGGCAAGCUCUGAGAAUUCUUUUGCUCUCUUCUAUGGGAAGUUCAGAGCUUGUGCACCAAGAGUCAAGUCACUAAUGGAACAAAUUGAACAAAGAUCAUACAUGACCACAGAAUAUGCCUCCUURCUGAGUGACUGUCAGCAAUGUUACUUUGACCAGAGAUUUCAACUACUCACUCCAUGUGUUGCUGAUGCUGUUGAUAAAUUAACCAAACAAUAUGCAAGAAAUCCCUGCUCACUGGUGCGAGCAGGUUGUUCAGUUUUAAUCCACGUCUGUCAAGAUGAAUACCAACUUUAUUAUCACUUUUUCUCGAAACCAAGCAUUGGCGUUGACACCCUUCUUGAGAACCUUAGCAGUACUCUGUAUGACUGUUUACGUCCAAUAAUCAUUCACAUGAAUCACAUGGAAACAUUAGCAGAAUUGUGUUCAAUAUUGAAGGUUGAAAUGCUAGAGGAUCAUGUUCAGCAAAAAGGUGACGAACUGGCAGCUUUCGGGACAGUGGUUGACCAGAUGCUUCAAGAUGUUCAAGAAAGACUGGUUUACAGAGCACAGGCUUACAUAGAGUCAGAUAUCAGGAAAUACUCACCUGCACCAGGGGAUCUUGCUUACCCAGAGAAAUUAAUUGUAGAGACAAAUGAACCUGAAUCUAAAGAUGCAAGCAGUACACCUAAGAAACCAUCUCCUGAGCUUCCAGCAGCCCUUGUAGAUCUUCAGGGAAUGUGGUAUCCUACAGUAAGAAGGACAUUAGUUUGUCUCUCCAAACUAUACCGCUGUAUCUCAAGAGAGACGUUUGAAGGUCUAUCCCAAGAAGCUUUGUCUGUUUGUAUUGGUUCUCUUAAGAUUGCUAGUGCUCUUAUUACCAAGAGAAAGGAUCCUAUCAAUGGCUACCUGUUCUUCAUCAAGCACCUUCUUAUACUUCGGGAGCAAAUAGCGCCAUUUGAUGUAGACUUUGCUAUCAAAGAGGUUUCAUUAGACUUCAGCAAGAUGAAGUCUGCAGCGUUUGGUUUGUGGUCCAAAAGUAACAAACUGUUUUCACUUAGUAGUAAUAACGCUAUUCUAGAGUUUCUUCUAGAGGGAGCUCCCCAACUCACUGAAAGCUAUCUUGAUUCAAAAAAGGAAGUUGACAUUGAACUUCGAAUUGUGUGCGAGAAGUUCAUUCAGCAUGUUUCUGAUUCCCUCAUUUCACCCAUGUCGGCUCUGCUGUCCAAGGUUGAUGUUGUUGUUAAAAUGGCAGAAGAAGAAGGAAAGGAUAUCAAAGCAUUUCUUAAGCAACAACCUUUUGCUAAGCCAGAAAACGUUCGGAAAGUGGUCAGCGAGACGUACAUGUUAAUCAAAUCCAAACUUCCCAGUACAUUACAGAGCAUGUCAYUAUUUUUAGCCAACAAGGACACAGAGUAUAUUCUUUUUAAACCUGUCAAGGCCAAAGUGCAAGAUUACUACAAGCAAAUGAAUGAACUAGUAACGCAAACUUAUUCAGAAGAAGAUACACAAAUUAUUGGCUGCCCCUCUAUGCAACAGGUAUCUCUACUUCUUGCAGUUUCAUAGCACGUCAUACUUUUAAUAUGAAAAUAUGUAAGAUAGUCUCUUUUGAAUGAGAAAUAGUUGUAUAUUAUAUCAAUGUAAAGAUGAUAUUAUAAAAUAAAAGUAGUAUGAAGUUCUUG
This is a messenger RNA of Exaiptasia diaphana, 2472 nucleotides long. RefSeq names its product conserved oligomeric Golgi complex subunit 3. Gene Ontology annotation, biological process: intracellular protein transport; intra-Golgi vesicle-mediated transport; Golgi organization. NCBI's taxonomy places the organism in Eukaryota, Metazoa, Cnidaria, Anthozoa, Actiniaria, Aiptasiidae. The transcript has 25 exons. Bases 2 to 2356 code for a protein of 784 amino acids. Gene Ontology annotation, cellular component: cis-Golgi network; COG complex; membrane. The record is from RefSeq and is a predicted model, not a curated record.